AUGCAAGAGCGGAUACAACAAUUCAAUGAAAUUAAAGCGGAACUCUUUGAAAGAUUCAAAGACGAGCUUUGGCGGCUCGCAAAUGCAGAUGAAUCUUUCUAUGGAUGCGGCAUUGCAGGCGGUCUUACUUAUGCUAUUAAAGGAUCAGAAGGAGUCGAUAUACACAUUCACCACAACCAAAAGAAGGGUGUUACAAUCAUUGCAACCAUCACAGCUGAUGGAAGAAAACUUCCUUUGACAAUUGUGUGCAAAGGAUUGACAGACAGGUGCCAUCAACAAGUGAGCGACGACCGGAUCAUCAGCAAUGAAAAGAUCCUUCAUUCCGAAUCAGGAUGGUCUACCCAUGAGGUUUUCAAAUCUUACCUCGAAUGGGUUCGCGACUGGUAUGAUCAAGCGUUUGGCGACAAUGAAAGUUAUAGGAGGAAUAACAAAAUUAUUUUAUUCCUCGACACUUACUCCAGCCACAGGAACAAGGAGACGAAGGACCUGGCAAAAGAACUCAACAUUGAUCUUGUUUACAUUCCAGUUGGUUGUACAGAUCUUUGCCAGCCACUCGACGUGAAGGUUUUUGGCGCUCUCAAAAACAUGGCGACUCGAAUGUGGUGGAUUUCUAUGCCAUCGAUCAAACCUUAG
This is a messenger RNA of Trichomonas vaginalis G3, 633 nucleotides long. Its product is annotated as DNA binding. Gene Ontology annotation, cellular component: nucleus. Bases 1 to 633 code for a protein of 210 amino acids. The transcript has a single exon. Gene Ontology annotation, molecular function: DNA binding. NCBI's taxonomy places the organism in Eukaryota, Parabasalia, Trichomonadida, Trichomonadidae. The record is from RefSeq and is a predicted model, not a curated record.